CAUGCCCUUGUUCGCGGUCGAGAACCAUUUCCACGUCGCUCUACUAUCUAUCACAAUCGCCCCAAGUACCUUUCUAGGUUGCGCACUCCUCUUCUUCGCAUAUAACUACGUCCUACACAUUCGAAACAAUCCCAAACCAGCACGACCUGUUCUACAACCCAUCGAUCAUGGCGGCGACCAUCGAAGAGCUGGAAGGCCUGUUCGACGACCAUCCUUCUUUAGACGCUUCUCUGCAAGACUUCGAACCAACAAGCAGCGAGAUAGGCCACUCCCCCCGCUUUGGCUACCCUUCUCAUCACUCUGGCUUCCGUUCAGACAGCGAGUCGGAGAUGGCAGACUCGGUAUCGGGAGGCAGAUACAGCCCUCCGGCAUGGCGACGUCUCGACGAAAACGGCAAUCGCAGCAGCGGCUUCUGGAAUAAGAGACCUACGGCACUAGGCAAACGAAGCAGAGACUCGAGGGAGAGUAGUCCGGAAUAUGAGAGUGCGGAUGAAGGCGACGAUACUCUUGCAGCUGCUGCACGCGUGAGGCUACCGACUGGCUCUUUAUCACCCGAAAAGCGCAGAAGUCCAAGUCCUGACCCAUAUCCUGCCGGCGACAAAGACUUCGGUAACACAUUCGGAAGUAUGAUCAAGCACGAAGAGCAGGAGCAUGCCAUUGAUCCGUCAGUUGAGAAUAAGAAUAACUUUAUUCGCUUUGCGCUUAGAGCAGAGGUACAACACCGUACAGAACCUUUCGAAGCUACUUUCUCCUAUUUCAGAACCAAAUUCGAUAGAAUGACAAAGUCAUGGACUUCCUUAUUCAUUUCACUUAUCAUCGGCAUGCUGUCCAUGGUAGCUUUCCGCUCAUUGAUCCAGCCUGGCCUUCCUUCUCCGGUUCCAGAUCUUGUCAAAGUGGCAGGUCUCGCAAAAGCUUUCGAACCUCUUAUAUUCUACUCGGAGAAUGGUGUACAACAAAUCGGAGACCUCCAAGCUACAGGUGUAGCUGUAUGGGAUCUUGGUGAGAGCGUACGAACUACGAAUAUGACUUCGGCACCUAUCAUCGUCAAGGAACUAGAUGAUUUAAGUGAGAGUCUGAAGACAUUAGCCAUUGAGCUUACCAGAUUCUUUGCCAAUGUAGAUGGAGAUGUCGAUGGUAUACUCAUAGUCAUGGACUGGGCCCGUCGCGAACUCUCCCAACUCCAACUCACCCCACCAUCCCCUGUAACCUCCGCCUACGACAAUGUCCACACCCUCCUAAGCCGCUUCGGUCUCCUCGAAACCCCGUCAGGAACGCCGACGCGAGCCGGCGCUCUCGCAACAUCCAUUUUUGGCGUCACAUCUCAACAACGAACCCGCCAAACCCUCCAAAGAACCUUCACGGAAUUCUUGUCCGUCCUCGAAGAAUCCAUCAACUCCGAACUCCAACACUCCCUCGCACUCUUCUCCCUCUUCGAAGCCAUCGACCGCCAAUUCGGCAACCUAGCUCGUACCGUAGCCCGCGAAUCUGAUGCCCAGGACUCGGCUCAAGACGACCUGCUCUCUUCAUUAUGGACUAAACUCUUGGGAGCAGAUGCAGGACGUUUACACAAGUAUGAGAAGAACAAGAAACUCCUAUCCAACAUCCGCGCCAAGACGGUCCAGAACAAGAAUAUCCUCGAAGACCAUAACAGGAAGCUCCUGAUGCUAAAGGCGAAUCUGGAGCACUUGAGGAGAAAGCUUGUCAGUCCGUUAGUUAGGGCUAAUGGGAGUACUCUGGGUGUUCAGGAACAGAUCCGGGGCUUGGAGGAGGUUAGCGGGUAUCUCGGGGGCGUACGGGAGAAGCAGAAGAGUAAAUUGAUGGAGUAUCUUUAUGGGAGCGGGAGUCAGGGUAGGAGAAUCGGGAGCGUGGAGAGGAGUGAGAUUGAGGGCCGAUGGGACCGGUAGCGAGAAAAAGGAUGGGUAAGAUACGAGUGUCGAUGUACAGAGAUAGGUAACCAAGGCGCAUCUUUCAUUGGGUGGUGGUGGCAUAAGUGGUGCAUUGGAGUUUCUGUUUGUUUGUUUACUACUUCACCCCUUUCUUGUAUAGCUCUCUUUUCGAGGUUGGAGACUAAUUACUACUGAGAUCAUGUCUCUGGCGUGCAAUAAAUUAACAUAUUCUAGUAAA
This is a messenger RNA of Mollisia scopiformis, 2124 nucleotides long. RefSeq lists its product as uncharacterized. The coding region runs from base 168 to 1904 and encodes 578 amino acids. Lineage: Eukaryota; Fungi; Ascomycota; Leotiomycetes; Helotiales; Mollisiaceae. The transcript is spliced from 4 exons. The record is from RefSeq and is a predicted model, not a curated record.